Messenger RNA from Plectropomus leopardus (leopard coralgrouper), 1759 nucleotides. RefSeq names its product WD repeat domain, phosphoinositide interacting 1 (gene wipi1). Lineage: Eukaryota; Metazoa; Chordata; Actinopteri; Perciformes; Serranidae. Gene Ontology annotation, molecular function: protein binding. The record is from RefSeq and is a predicted model, not a curated record.
UGCUGUCAGCUGUUCCUGUUUUGUUUCUGUUUUCCCAUUUUUUCCUCCAGAGUCAGGAGAACCGAGCCCAGGAAAUAUCCGCAGCCGAACCCAGAUUCGGUUGAUUUCCUGCGGAGGAGGCCGGCAGCUGUGCCCGGAGCGCUCACACUCAUCGGCCAGGACUCACUUCUUCACAUUGGAGCCGUCUGCCGCCGACAUCGAGCCAAGAGGUGCAGCCGAUCCCGGGCCUCCAAUCCAGGGCGGAGGGAGGGAAGGAGGGCGCUGUGGAUCGGGAUGGAGAGCGGAGAGGGAGCCGGUGGGCCUGGCGGGCCGGACGGACCGGAGGGACCGGGGUCCCGGUUUGGCUGCGCCUCUUUCAACCAGGACUCCACGUCACUGGCUGUGGGAACAAAGACUGGCUACAAGCUGUUUUCUCUGACUAUGGUGGAAAAACUGGACUGCAUCAAUGAGAGUGCAGAGACUCCAGAUGUCUACAUCGUGGAGCGUCUGUUCUCCAGCAGUCUGGUAGUGGUUGUAAGCACCACCAUGCCGCAGCGCAUGAACAUCUACCACUUCAAGAAGGGGACAGAGAUCUGUAACUACAGCUACCCCAACAACAUUCUGGCUGUCAAGCUCAACAGACAGAGACUUGUGGUAUGCCUUGAAGAGUCUGUUUAUAUCCACAAUAUCAAAGAUAUGAAGCUGCUCAAGACUUUGCUCAACACUCCGUCCAACCCCUCAGGUCUCUGUGCUCUUUCUAUCAACCAUUCCAACUCCUACCUGGCAUAUCCCGGCAGUGCCACCAUAGGAGAGAUCAUAGUGUACGAUGCCAACAAUUUGAACACAGUGACCAUGAUACCGGCUCAUGACAGUCCUCUGGCAGCUCUCACCUUCAACGCCUCGGCCACCAAACUUGCCAGCGCCUCAGAGAGGGGCACCGUCAUCCGAGUGUUCUCUGUUCCUGAAGGCCUGCGUCUGUUUGAGUUCCGCCGUGGCAUGAAGAGGUACGUCAACAUAAGCUCUUUAUCCUUCAGCCCUGAUGGCCAGUUCCUCUGUGCAUCCAGCAACACAGAGACCGUGCAUAUCUUUAAACUAGAACAACUGGGACCAAGUGGAGGGGACGAGGCUAGCACCUGGACAGCCUACGUGGGGAAGGUGUUCUCAGCAGCCAGCAGCUACCUCCCUGCUCAGGUAUCCGGGAUGAUGAGACAGGACCGAGCCUUUGCCACCGUUCACCUUGUGACAUCGGGCCAGAUGAACGUCUGCACCCUCGCUACGAUCCAGAAGCUUCCGCGGCUCCUGGUGGCCACAGCUGACGGCCAGCUGUUCAUUUACAACGUGGAUCCACUGGAUGGAGGCGAAUGCAUGUUGGCCCACAAACACAGGCUUUUUGGUAUUGUUGAUGACCAAGGAGAAGGAACAGAGUCAGAGGUCACAGGGCCAGCACAGGCCUGUCCAUCAUACGCUGCGACUGCUGCCUUACCAGCCUCUGGUCCUGUCACUGCGACCCUCACUGGCUACUCUGAAGAUGGCGGUGCAAAGAAAGGCGAAGUUAUUCCAGAACAUGAGUUUGCUGCUGGACCAGUGUGUCUGGAUGAUGAGAACGAGUUUCCUCCUAUGAAAAAUAGCCCAAGCAGUACGGUCUUUUCAUAAAGCCAAAGGGAACAUCUGUGUUAAAGUGCCCUGAAUGACAAAAGAUUAAUUGGUGCCGAGACGGGACUGGAGGUGACCAGGCCAGGCGCUCGUGAACAGUAGAAGGACAGUUGGACAGACAGACAGG